This is a messenger RNA of Rubroshorea leprosula, 1690 nucleotides long. The record is from the annotation of a GenBank genome assembly. Lineage: Eukaryota; Viridiplantae; Streptophyta; Magnoliopsida; Malvales; Dipterocarpaceae.
AACUGUGCGCUUGCGAUCAUUGCCCCAAACAGAACAUUUCGGGUUACCACGGAAUGGCCUCUCAUAACAGAGACAUGCAUAGGAAGAUUAGCAAGUUUGCUUGCAUAUUCUGUUACAAUUCAUUUCCAACUAAGAGCAGCCUUGACCAGCACCAUGGUUUUUGUCAAAUCAAGAGGGAUUAUGAGGCUAGGCGCCCAGCAUACUAGGUAAGAGUUACCUUUUAUAACUAUGUGUCUUGCAGAUAUGUCUUUCGCGAUGCAUAAAGUAAUUUAGCAUAUUUAACCAUGUUAAGGCCUUUCAGCAUGAGUCACUUUAAUUCUGUGUCUCACUCUAUUUCGGCAUGAAUCACUCUAGAGUAACUUAACCAUGUUAAUUUCGCUUGAAGAGAUAGGCAUCUAUGUUUCCACUUCCAUGACACAUUGUUAUUCUCUAUUUGGUUAGCAUAAAGUAAUUUAGCAUACAUAAAUUGAUUUGUAGAGAAAUGAACAUAACACAGUGGAAAUCUGAAUCAUGCCUCACUGUUACUAUUGAAAAAUAACUCUGAAUCACAUCUCAACUUUCACAAAAAUAAAAAUUCUUGAAAUGUCUUAAACAUGGAACUUAACAAACACAUAGUAGUUUUAACAGCACAGUUUUCCAAAUUGCAAUAAUAACCAAAGUUGGCUAUCAAAUCGUAGUUUUAAUAGCAUAGCUUUCCCUUUAUGAGACAUCUACAUGCAAGACCAACCCACUUCAUUGCUAGCUCCCAAAGGAGAUAUAGUGAGCUGAUCCCCUUGUUGCUGAAAGAUGCUUUCUUUUCAAUAAUGGUGGUUGUCCUGUAAGUCAUUCUUUGCUAAAAGAAUGUUCUUGAAUCAAGUUUUUCAACCAAAAAUAAAAAUUUAGCUUUUCAAGAAUGUCCUGUUGAGAUUGAAUAGUAAGGAACACCACUACUCAGUAACUGAUGUCGUGAGACCAUAUUUCCUGCUGCAGAUUAAGUACAGAAUAUCACCAUGAAAGGAAUUAUAUAUAAAAUUAAUACAAGCGUCAUGAUUUAUUGAUUUAUUGACCUUAAUGUAGUUCUCCUCUUUGUAUUGGACUGAUUUAUUGACUUAUUGAAUUUUGCAGGUUGAGUGGGCAGCAUUUGAUGGGACAAAGAAAGGGAGAUAGGUGGGGGAACUUGCUUGACUAUGAUUUGUUUUUCUAUGUUGUUUUGACAUUUGAUCAUUGAGAUUAGCCAAGAUGAAAUCAGAAAUUGACAUCCUUCUUUUUCAAAAGCAAACUAUAUGUCUUCUUUAAUGCUUCUUAUAUAUCUCCUCUUUUUUUUUUUAUCUCCUUCCAGACAUUAAAUCUCCUAUUAUAAUGAGCAAAGAGCAAUUUGAUCAUAAAUUUGAGAUAGUCAGCAACUUUGUAUACUCUCUAUGCAAAAGUAGCUAUUAGAGAUGAUUCUACCGCACUUUUGUAUUUUAGCUGUGAGCAUGGAUAUGGUAAUAGGAGAUCUGCACUUUAAAAGAGAAGUUUACUAAUUAUGUGGAAAGUUUUUGUAGUUUUAUUUUUUUGUCCUUGCUCAAGCUGAUUACCAUGUAGUUAUUUAAACCUAUGCACAUCCUUCAUGUUGGUAUAUUAUGUUACAAUCUGAUGUCAGGUAGCUUAUGCAUCCCCAUUGCUAAAUAUACUACAUUUGCAUUUUUGUUCAUAAAAUUGAUCCAAUUAG